Molecule: messenger RNA, 3150 nt
Organism: Toxotes jaculatrix (banded archerfish)
Lineage: Eukaryota; Metazoa; Chordata; Actinopteri; Toxotidae
Gene: tubgcp4
Product: tubulin, gamma complex associated protein 4
Exons: 18
Coding region: 84-2084 (666 amino acids)
Biological process (GO): meiotic cell cycle; spindle assembly; mitotic cell cycle
Cellular component (GO): centrosome; equatorial microtubule organizing center; gamma-tubulin complex
Molecular function (GO): microtubule minus-end binding; gamma-tubulin binding
Source: RefSeq, a predicted model, not a curated record
GUUUGUUUUUGGUGUCUGAAUGAGAAUCUCACCGCUGUAUUUUCAGUUUUUUUUUAAAAAAAAUCAGUUCAGGCUGAAUCAGAAUGAUUCACGAGCUGUUGCUGGCGUUAAGCGGAUACCCGGGGACGAUUUUCACGUGGAACAAACGGACGGGUUUGCAGGUGUCUCAGGACCUGCCCUUCCUUCACCCCAGUGAGACCAGUGUCCUCAACCGGCUCUGUAAACUGGGCACUGAUUACAUACGCUUCACAGAGUUCAUAGAACAACACACUGGCCAUGUGCAUCAACAAGAACAUCACACGAACCAGCCCAACCAGACUGGACUGCAUGGAAUUUACUUGCGGGCUUUCUGCACGGGGCUGGACUCUAUGCUGCAGCCGUACAGACAAACUCUGCUGGACCUUGAACAAGAGUUCCUUGGAGAUCCACAUCUGACAAUAUCCCACGUGAAUUAUAAGCUUGAUCAGUUCCAGUUGUUGUUUCCCUCUGUGAUGGUUGUGGUAGAGACGAUUAAAUCACAGAAGAUCCAUGGCUGUCAGAUCCUGGAAACGGUGUACAAGCACAGCUGUGGGGGGCUUCCUCCUGUACGCAUGGCCUUGGAAAAGAUUCUUGCAGUGUGCCAUGGUGUGAUGUACAAGCAGCUAGCAGCUUGGAUGUUGCACGGUUUGCUGCUGGACCAAAGCGAGGAGUUUUUCGUGAAGCAGGGGCCCAGCGGCGGAGGAGCCGCUGCCAACCAGGAGGAGGAUGAGGAGGACCUGGGGCUCGGAGGCCUGAGCGGGAAACAGCUCAGAGAACUACAGGACCUGAGGCUGAUCGAGGAGGAGAACAUGCUGGCUCCGUCUCUGCAGCAGUUCUCUCUGCGAACAGAGAUGCUGCCGUCUUACAUUCCCAUCCGAGUUGCUGAGAAGAUCCUCUUUGUGGGAGAGUCUGUCCAGAUGUUUGAAAACCACAACCACAGCCCAUCCAGAGCAGGCUCCAUACUGAAGCACCAGGAGGACAUAUUUGCUGCUGAGCUGCACAAACUCAAACAGCAGCCUCUUUUCAGCCUGGUGGAUUUUGAAAAUCUCAUUGAUCAUAUCCGGAGCACAGUGGCAGAGCAUCUCUGGACUUUGAUGGUGGAGGAGUCAGAUCUGCUUGAACAGCUCAAGAUCAUAAAAGAUUUCUACUUGCUGGGUCGUGGAGAGCUCUACCAGGUUUUUAUUGACCUUGCGCAGCACAUGUUGAAGACGCCUCCGACAGCCGUCACUGAGCACGAUGUGAAUGUGGCCUUUCAGCAGGCAGCUCAUAAGGUGCUGCUGGACGAUGACAACCUCCUGCCUCUGCUGCACCUCACUGUGGACUAUCAGGGCAAAGACAGCAAAGAGGGGUCAGGCCCCAGAGAUGGAGCCACUCCCCCACAGGACACCUCCCCUCGCGAGGUCCCUCCCACUGGCUGGGCGGCUCUCGGCCUCACCUACAAGGUCCAGUGGCCCCUGCACAUCCUCUUCACCCCUGCUGUCUUAGAGAAGUACAACGUUGUGUUCCGGUACCUGCUGAGUGUGCGGCGGGUGCAGUCGCAGCUGCAGCACUGCUGGGCUCUACAGAUGCAGAGGAAGCACCUCAAGUCCAGCCAGACAGAUGCUGUUAAGUGGAGGCUGCGAAACCACAUGGCGUUCUUGAUCGACAACCUGCAGUACUACUUACAGGUUGAUGUCCUGGAGUCUCAGUUCUCUCAGCUGCUUCAGCAGAUCAACUCCACCAGAGACUUUGAGAGCAUCAGACUGGCUCAUGAUCAUUUCCUCAGCAACCUGCUCGCUCAGUCCUUCAUCCUCCUGAAGCCGGUGUUCCACUGUCUGAAUGAGAUCCUUGAGCUGUGUCAUAAUUUCUGCUCACUGGUCAGUCAGACGGUGGCGUCUCUGGAUGAGAGGGGAACUGCUCAGCUGGACAUCCUGGUCAAGGGCUUCAGACGUCAGUCCUCCUUACUCUUCAAAAUCCUGUCAAGUGUGAGGAAUCAUCAGAUAAACUCUGAUCUGGCUCAGCUGUUACUGCGACUAGACUACAACAAGUACUACACACAGGCUGGAGGAACCCUGGGCAGUGUUUAAGAAGAGGAAAAGGAUUAAGGUUUGGAAACGUCCAUCGAUGUUAAACUCUCACACUGGACACAAGAAAAUAUUGAACAUAACUUCAGACUGAUCCUUAGAAGGUUUAGUUCACCCAAAAUUCUACAAUCACGUUUUCUCACUAACUUGGAUUGGCACCUGGCUCUGCAGAUGGUUUUGGUUUUAUUUUGCAAAGAUGAUCAAAUAUCUGCCUCUGAAACUUCUGCCUUCGCCUCAGUACAACAGAGGAGGAAGAGAGAGCAGCCAGAAUUAGAUUUAAAAAAGAAAACCACAGUAAAUAGUUUUUUUUCUGAAACAAUGACCUCUCAUUGUGAACCUUUGGGUUUUUCUUCCAGCAGAAAGUUGUUCAACUUCGUGUAGUUCCAGUGACAUUUGAUCACAGUGAGUUCUGAUCAUCGAGGCUCAGAAACAUGAAGCUUUCUGUAAAAAGCUUUGAUCAAACUUAACAAACUGAACCAAGCUUCAGCUGCUUCACAUGUAAAGUGAUCAGAGUAAUUAAAGCCAACGCUUAAGAACUGUUUGUAGAUUAAAUGAACUGUUUAUGUAAAAUAGAUUAAUUACAGUUCAGCAUGUCGGGAAAUGUCUUCAUUAGCUUUGUAUCUGUCUGUGAAAUAUGAAGCUCACUCUCAGCAGCAAAGUGAAGAAGCACAUUUCCCAAACAGCUGAACCUCUGACGUACUCAGGUCAAACUUUAUUUAACCUGCUUCACGAAACAAAACUCAGGACAUUGGCUCUGCAGAGACAAGCUGCUGUGGAAUUUGUAGAUGUAAUUUUCCAAAUGCUCUGCAGGUGACAGAGUUCCUCACCGCCCCUGUACUGCGGCGAGGCAGAAACAUGAGACAUGUUUUAACACUUUAGCACAAACAGUCAAAACUAUCUGCCAGGUGAAAAAAGGGUUAGGGAGAAAAUGUUUUUGUGGUUCGGAUGAUCUGAUCCUCUGACUCUGAUCCGAUUCUUCUUGUAUAAAGUGUAAAUACUAAAACCUUGUUGCAUGUACCAUUUCCUGUAGGGAUAAAUAAACUUACAUGCAUUAAAAUGAAACCAGGAU